CAAACCAGGAGAUUACAGAGUUGUAGUUGUGGCGACGAUGAGGCGCGUUUACAGCCGCUCAGAGCUUAGUGAUUCUGAAGGAGACGGUCAAGCUGAACAAGAUUUAGCGAAGCUUCAGAGGCAGUACCGACUUCUAGAAGGAAACAGAAAGCAAUACGACACCGAGGCACAGAACGCGAUUCGAAGACAAAGAGCGGCCAUUGAGGCUCUACAGAAGGAGAGCGAAGAGCUUUUGAAAGAUUUCAAACUAGCUUCAAGCCGCAAAAAUUCUGGCAAAGACACAAAGCACAUGCGUCAGAUGGUCACACUUCAGUCAAAACAAGAUGAAUAUGACGAGCAGAUACAAGCAGAGAAAGCUCAUUUCCGUGAUUUAGAGAAAGAGAUCAGAGCAAUGGAGAGGAAAAUAAGUCAGCAUCAUAAGCAGAUGGGCGGAGUCCACAUGAGUCAACAGCAGCAGGUUCGAAUACGAAAGCAAGUUCGCGUCUUGGAGAACAGGUUGGACAAGGCUCUUGUCAAGUUCAAUUCUGCUCUCGCCAAUAACAGUCAGUUACGAAAAAAUAUUGAUCACCUAAGGCAGGAGAAGAUGGUUUUUGAUCAAAUCUAUUGCAAGCUUGAACAAACUCUUUCUGAUAUCAAGAGGCAAUUAGGAGAACUGAUUGAGACUUCAAUACAGGCAUAUGAUACUCGUGAUGAAGCACGAGGCAAGAUGUUAGCCUUGAGGGAACGAGCUGACAAAGAACUUGCACAACACACCAUGGACAUGAAGGAACUAAUGAGAGCAAUUGACUACGAUCGAAAGCUGAACGAAUUCAUGGCAGUCAAAGACUUUGAACGACUGGAGAUGGAAGAAGCUGCACAACAGCAGAGAAGACUAAAAGGUGAAGGAGAGAAAGGAGACAAAGCAGAGGAGACGCUAGAGACAUAUGAAGCCGCGUUUACAAAGAUUAUGCAGGUGGCUGAGAUUGAUGAUAUUGAUAAGCUAGUGGCACGAUUUAUUGAAGUUGAAGAUGAGAACUUUGCAUUGUUCAACUUCGUGAAUGAACUCAACAAUGACAAGGAAGUUUUGAAUGAACAAAUUGCUGAGGUGAAAAGCAAUAUUGAGAAUUUCAAGACUGAAGGACAAAACAUGGAGCAGCAACGAAAAUCUAUUAUGACAGAUCUUGAGAAACAACUGCAAAGUGUCGAACGUGAGAUGAAGCAUCAUGAAAUGAGGCACGCUCAAAAUUCUAAAGUGCUUGAUCAACUAAAGUCAGGUGUGGACUCCCUCUUUACAAAGAUUGACUGCGAUCGUUCUGCCAUUACCGACUUGCUGGGUGGUCAAGCCGGCAUCACAGAUCUCAACCUAAUGCAGUUUCUUGGAAUCAUUGAGCAACGAGUCAACGAGCUUCUUCACUUACAAACGUUUAUCUUGCUCAAAGAGCAGGAAGAUGCCGCAACGUUGCAGACAACCUCGUCACAAGUUCACUUGCCAACGGUGCACAAGCCACUGCCACAGAUUGGUGCUAUUACUGUGGUUCCUCCGGCUACGGGUGAUGAUUACGAAUCGGACGUUUCAUCUGUCGUUAGCGAUGACGAGUCACGACCGCUUACACAAGAGGAACUGAAAGCCAAGAUUCUUCGUGAAUUGGCUCGUAAAGAAAAGAUGCCGCAGAAGACUGCCGCUUCAGCAGCCUCAGAAAAAGCGCCACUGCCCGGAAAGCCCACGAAGACACCCGAGAAAGGAAGGAAGAAGGCGGUCACAAAGGCCUGACUGUCAAAACAGUUACAGUAAACUUUGCUUGCAUGAUAGUUUCCGUUUAGACAUGACAGUCACGUAAACCACUCUCAGGAUCGAGAAAUAAAUAGUUAUUGUCUAGUGUACAA
Messenger RNA from Corticium candelabrum, 1863 nucleotides. RefSeq names its product coiled-coil domain-containing protein 63-like. The record is from RefSeq and is a predicted model, not a curated record. The transcript has 19 exons. The coding region runs from base 38 to 1750 and encodes 570 amino acids. NCBI's taxonomy places the organism in Eukaryota, Metazoa, Porifera, Homoscleromorpha, Homosclerophorida, Plakinidae.